Molecule: messenger RNA, 2349 nt
Organism: Saccharomyces paradoxus
Lineage: Eukaryota; Fungi; Ascomycota; Saccharomycetes; Saccharomycetales; Saccharomycetaceae
Gene: UBP14
Product: ubiquitin-specific protease UBP14
Exons: 1
Coding region: 1-2349 (782 amino acids)
Biological process (GO): protein deubiquitination
Cellular component (GO): nucleus; cytosol
Molecular function (GO): cysteine-type endopeptidase activity; protein binding; cysteine-type deubiquitinase activity
Source: RefSeq, a predicted model, not a curated record
AUGGCAGAAGAAAUACUAGAAAACAUUACCAUUCCCGCCGUUGUUUCAAAAGAUGAAUGCAUUUAUUGCUUUGAGUCCCCUUAUAAUGAACCAUUAGCUCUCAACGCAUCGCCUAAACAUUCAUUGAAUAUAUGUUUGAACUGUUUCCAAGCUACGUGCAACAGACACCUCCCGCUACAUACCCGAGUUACAGAAUAUGUUUGCGAUUCUCUCCACUCCAAUUAUUUAACUAUUGCCAAAGUGGAAAAACCUAAGCAAGAAACUGCAGACGAAAACAAUAACAACAAAAAAAUAAAACUACAAGUAAUUGAGAGGUCAGAAGACGAGACUCACAAUACUAUUUGGAGUUUGCAAAGAUUCAAUAAUGAGAAUAUUCCUAGAACCGUACUUUUGAAAUCUACAGACUCUGACAUCUCUUCUAUGUCCUUGGAGAAGGUUGAGAAAAUAUUAAGGGCGAAGUCACAAGAUUUCGAAGAUAAGAAGAAUUCCUGGGAGCUAGAAAUCAGCACCUGUCCGCAUACAGAAAAUUUCCAAAUUCCCACUAAGCCUGAGAAUGCUAUAAAUCUAAACCAAUGCUCAUCAUGUGACCUUACCCAGAAUCUUUGGUUAUGCCUACAUUGUGGCAACAUCGGGUGUGGCAGAGAACAAAUCGGAAUUGAUGGUCACUCACAUGCUUUGGAUCACUAUAGGAGUAAUAACAAUCAUCCUUUAGCUAUCAAACUAGGUUCAUUAAGCUCUUCAACCUGUGAUUUGUAUUGCUACGCCUGUGAUGAUGAGACAAGAUUUCCAGAUAACGUUAAUUUAGGGAGCGCACUACAAAUAUACGGAAUUAAUAUACAAGAAAAGAUUGCGGAUGAAAAGACUCUUAUUCAGUUACAAGUGGAACAGAACGAAAAUUGGCAAUUUAGAAUGGUCGAUUCUAGUGGUAAAGAAUUUGAAAAAUUAUUCCCUAGUAAGGAUUAUGGUUGUGGUCUGAUCAAUUUGGGUAAUUCAUGUUACUUAAAUUCAGUUAUACAAAGCCUGUUGAAUGGUGGCGUCCCAAAUUGGUCGUUAGAUUUCCUAGGAAGUAAAUUUCCUCUGGAUGUUGUAUAUCCUGGAAAUAAUUUAAAGUGUCAAUUGAUUAAGUUGCUCAAUGCCAUGAAAUGUGAACCAGAACUAUAUCCUAAUGGUAUCAAACCUACUACUUUCAAAAAAUGCAUUGGGCAAAAUCAUGAGGAAUUUAGUUCCAACAGACAACAGGAUGCAAUGGAAUUUUUGACUUUCCUUUUAGAUUUGUUAGAUAGGAAAUUUUUUUCGAGUAAUUCGUCAGGUUCUCCAAAUCCCAACGACUUGGUUAGGUUUAUGAUGGAGGAUAGAUUACAAUGCAAUAGCUGUGGGAAGGUUAAGUAUUCUUAUGAACCUGCAGAGGCUAUACAAAUUCCCCUAGAAGAGAAUGACGAACCUCAGGAUUUGUUGGAGAGAAUCAAAGCGUAUUUUGAAGGCCAGACGAUUGAAUUCAAAUGUGCCAAUUGUAAGGAAAAAGUUACAGCGAAUAAGAGGCCUGGUUUCAAAUCUCUUCCUCAAACGCUUGUUUUGAACCCGAUAAGGAUUAGGUUACAGAACUGGAUCCCUGUCAAAACAAGUAAUGAGCUUUCGUUACCAGGAUUAAUGGACAGGGAUGAUGUGCUUGAUGUCUCAUCUUAUUUAUCACAGGGAUUUAACCCACAAUCUGAGGACCUAUUACCAGAUGAGGAUGAAAACCAGACCAGUUUUACACCAAACCAGUGUAGUGUCUCUCAAUUAAUUGAAAUGGGGUUUACCCAAAAUGCUAGUGUGCGCGCUUUAUUCAACACAGGAAACCAAGACGCUGAGAGCGCUAUGAAUUGGUUAUUUCAGCAUAUGGAUGACCCUGAUUUAAAUGAUACAUUCGUCCCGCCCCCUACUGGCCCUAAGAAAGGGAAGGGAGAAGUUGAUGAAGUUUCAUUAACUUCAAUGCUAUCCAUGGGACUGAAUCCCAACUUAUGUCGUAAAGCUUUGGUACUCAACAACGGCGAUGUUAAUCGCAGUGUUGAAUGGGUCUUUAACAAUUUGGAUGAUGACGGAACAUUGUCCGAACCUGAAGUGCCAACUGAACAACAGCAGCAACAACAAAGGGAUCUUGGAUAUUCGACUGCUAAGCCGUAUGUUUUAACUGCAGUUGUUUGUCAUAAGGGAAAUUCCGUCCAUUCUGGUCAUUAUGUUGUCUUUAUCCGUAAGUUAGUAGCAAAUAAAUGGAAGUGGGUUCUUUAUAACGAUGAGAAAAUGGUCGCUGCCGAAAGCAUUGAAGAUAUGAAAAAAAAUGGUUAUAUUUAUUUCUAUACUAGAUGCUAA